Pocillopora meandrina is the source of this 2784-nucleotide messenger RNA. Lineage: Eukaryota; Metazoa; Cnidaria; Anthozoa; Scleractinia; Pocilloporidae. The record is from the annotation of a GenBank genome assembly.
AUGUCGCUCCCUCAAGUAAAAUCUGCUGAGAAUCGAAAUAGAUUAUCCGCCUUCAAACCCGUUUACUCGAAAAAGCAGAUGUCCUUUGCACUCGUAGCCGUUCAGUCAGGGUAUAAUUUUCACGCAAGAGGAUGUAAUCGACAGAAGUCCCCUCUCUCAGCGCUGGAGGAUUUUGUAGCCAACUACUUCACUGAAGAGUCUGUUUUAGAGGCAGAUCGAGUACUAUUAUCAAAAAGUCGAUCGUUUAAUCCGAGGCUUACCAAGGGAUCAACAAAUUCAACCAAAAAGUUUGUGUUCUCUGAAGUGCAGAUUAUGACUCUUGAAGAUAGUUUUAACUUCAAGCAGUAUCUGUCUCCACCUUCGCGAAAAUGGCUUGCAAACUUACUAGGUGUGUCCAAACGCCAAGUCGUUACGUGGUUCCAAAAUCGACGGGCAAAAGAACGCAAAAGGGCUGGAAUCAAGCUACCAAAGCAUGGGAAGAAGUGUGUACUGCAACAAUAGCUUUAUUUUCUUUUCUUUUUUUUUAUUGAGAGGAUAAAAGAGAUCGGCGGAUACUACAGCGCAAAGCUUUUAGGUAGAAUUUGUACGGUACACGAACGUUCUGCGUGUGUCAACUUUUCACCCAAAAGCGUCGAUUUAUUUUAGCCCAUCUAGACGUCGUUUACACAGCACUUUCUUUCCAUUAUGGUUUGACAGCAAUUAUGAGAAGUUAUAGCUGUCUAUUGUCCAAUGCUAAUGCGCCAUCUCUUGAAUUGAGUGCUGUAUAGGACUUGAAAUGAGAGAGAAGAACUUAUUGGAUGUUUUCUCUGCAAACAGGGUAAUUGCUCUCUUAAAGUAUGUGUAUUUGUUCAGAAUUUCGAUUAAGUCCUAAAUCGAUGUUUUUCUUUCAUUUACACUUUGAACUGAUGAUGGACCGUGUUUCAAGAGUGACCUGUAAUGAAGUCACAUUGGAUUUGUACAAACGAGAUAAAUCUCAGCGACUCAAAGGCCACCCAUGAUUUAGCCGCAUUUAACGCACGAUACAAGCCUUACUGUAGACCUUUUUAAAGACAGAGCUAUUAACUUUUCAUUGUGCAAUGGCCGAUUUACGUAUAUAUUUUAUCAUUCCUUUGGUUCAAGAUUAAGUCGUCAACAGAUGAUAUAUCUUUAAUACUACUUGCGACAUGUUUAUUUAAACAUACAAGAGGUAUUAGUGUAAGGCAAGACAGCAGGAAAAUGCUACCAUUCAUCUACUAAUAACACUUAGGGUAAAUAUAAGUAUCAUGUUCUUGACAGCGAGGGAAGCUUUUACAUAACAUAACUAGUGAGAACCACACAGUAUUCAUUAUACCCUUAUCAAGGCAAUCUAUUUUAUCUACAGAAACGGCUUAAAAGUGAAAUUCAUACUUUUAAUUAGUAUCAGGGAGUGUUUUUUUUUUCAGAAAUUGCGACAAAAACGUAGAUGUAAAACUGUUUAGUCACAGAGAGAUCAGUUUAAAGCUAUAAGGUUUCAAUUUUAUACUUCUGAGAAGGAGUUGACUUGAAAUGUCCAACAAUUUCCAGUACGUGCUGUUCUGUUUUUGUUUUUAUUAAGAUGAUUGGAAUCAACAAAUGUUUUGAUAACCCUACAAUAUAUCAACAAUACAUCACGAAAGAACAUUUCCAGCUAUGAACACCAAAAAUUCAGAAUAAUAAGGUACUAUUAUUGCUACUCUGGGAGCCCAACAUAAUCUUUUUUUCAGAAAAUGAACAGACAAUAAAACAUCUUUUCUGAGCAUACCAACAACACAAAACUCAGACAAUACAGACCCCUCUUUUUCGCUGCACAAAACUUUCUUGCAAUCCAGCACUGUAUUCUCAAACACAUGCUAUGGCUCGAAGCGUCUCACUGUAAAUAUUGAGACCUGUAAAAAUUACAGGUGACAUGUAAUCAUGGGAUCAAUCCGUCGAUCAAUCCGUCGAUGAACGCCUUACUUCGUCUUGAAAGCUACUUCUGGCUUCAUUGGGUCAAAUUGUCCUAAAUGAAUUUGUCACAUUAAUCCAACUGCUGGUGAUACACAUCAUUGGUUAGUUUUUCUUUCAUACUGGUGAAGCCGGAAACUAACAUGUACGUCAUUAAUUCGAAUGAUCCGCUCCUUCCGUUAUGGGAAAGAUCUUUAACUACGGUUGUUGAUUUCGCCCUCAUAUUCCUAGCCAUUUAACAUACUCGAUCAGGGCGGUCAUGGAUCUCAAACAAAUACCCUGUAAUCUACUCAUCAGAGCGCUCACUUCCCACAUUCAGUUUUCAGAAACUGUUCUGUACAGGUGAUAUUUCAUUAACCUCACCAACAUGUUCUGUUAAUUGUGGAGGCCGCCCUGGCCAGCAUCUUCAUGUCCGUGUUCAGUCUAACAGCCACGGCAGAAUAGAAUAGGUGACAAAAAGCCCUUACUAACUCUAUCAAAUCUACUAACAAAAUGUGUUGCCCCUUUUAUCUAAGGAUGUUUUUGAGUUAUCUCGGUUUCAUACCAGAUACAAAAUUCUUGGAAGAUGCAACGUGCCAUGCCUGCAGUAGAAUAAAUGACGGAAAGAAGGAAGCGGUCUCUUUUUUUGAACAUAUCCUUCUCUUACAACUAAUAAUUAUAAUUAUUUAGUUGAGUUACUCUUAUUUCAAGGUCUCUUCAUGUGAAGGUCCACCUUCGAUUGCGACUGCAGUGAGAGAGAAAAAGAAACCUUACACCUCGAUUGUCUCUCAUCUCUACUUCUUGCGCGGAGUAAACAAAAUGAAAAUCUCUGGCACUAACGGUGUUGUCAAAUUCCCUAGUUAG